AACAACCAAAUACAAUUAUUGAAUUAAGGUCGGCCCUGCAGCUAAUCUACCCAAUAGAAUAUGAAAUUGGAGAUCGGGAAUUUCGAGCCUGGAAAGCAAUGCUAAAAAAUGUUGGUUGUUCUGAUAUUACCCAUAUGAAAAAGAUCAGUCAAAAUGAUAGAAGUUCUUUGUCUACAUUAUACGAUCUUGGAUUUGUUACAUCAGAUAUUAAGAAUGCAAUCAAAGGAAUUAAAGGGACUUCUGUUGCAAAUCUGAAUCCUAUUUGGGACAGAGGUAGUGGUAAUAAUACAUUACCUGAAAAUUCUAACUGGUUUAAGUGGCAAUGGCCAACAACGAGCAAAUUUUCCGGAUGUAUUAAAGUACGGGAUAUUCCUGGUAUAGGUAAAUGGAAAAUUUUUACUAUAGCAGAAUUAGAUAAAUUUUGCAAAAAAGACAUUCAUAAGCCCACACCACAAGUAUCGACACAUACUACACCUUCAUCAAAAUGGGAAAUGCUAAUGCCAAAUUCAUCACGUCUUAUUCCGAGUCGUCUUACAAGAGAAAGUCUAGUGAAAGAAUUAGAAAAACGAAACUUUAGGUUCAAUAAUAAAGAAAAUAAAGAUCAAUUGAUAAAUUUACUAGAAAACCAAUUGGUGGAAGAUACGAAGAAGGCAAAAAUAGCUCAUAACCAAACAAAUAAUAUAUCUAACAAAGAGAAUCGUCAUAUUUUCGAAGUAGACAAGUUUCCUCUAAAUUCGGGUUGGUCUCUUAAGGCAAAUCAAAAGUUUGGAUGA
Dentiscutata erythropus is the source of this 773-nucleotide messenger RNA. Lineage: Eukaryota; Fungi; Glomeromycota; Glomeromycetes; Diversisporales; Gigasporaceae. The record is from the annotation of a GenBank genome assembly.